Papilio machaon (common yellow swallowtail) is the source of this 576-nucleotide messenger RNA. RefSeq names its product DNA-directed RNA polymerase II subunit RPB7 (gene Rpb7). Gene Ontology annotation, cellular component: P-body; RNA polymerase II, core complex. Bases 20 to 541 code for a protein of 173 amino acids. Gene Ontology annotation, molecular function: single-stranded RNA binding; translation initiation factor binding; single-stranded DNA binding. Gene Ontology annotation, biological process: transcription initiation at RNA polymerase II promoter; positive regulation of translational initiation; DNA-templated transcription. The record is from RefSeq and is a predicted model, not a curated record. The transcript has 6 exons. NCBI's taxonomy places the organism in Eukaryota, Metazoa, Arthropoda, Insecta, Lepidoptera, Papilionidae.
GCUUUUUAUUAAUUUAAAAAUGUUUUACCACAUAUCUCUAGAACACGAAAUAUUGCUACACCCCCGAUACUUUGGUCCUCAGUUAUUGGAUACAGUGAAACAGAAGCUUUAUACAGAAGUAGAAGGAACAUGUACCGGCAAAUAUGGGUUUGUAAUAGCUGUGACAACAAUAGAUAGUAUAGGAGCUGGGUUAAUUCAGCCAGGACAAGGCUUUGUAGUGUAUCCUGUGAAGUAUAAAGCAAUUGUAUUUAGACCAUUCAAAGGAGAGGUUCUGGAUGCAAUAGUGACACAAGUUAAUAAGGUUGGAAUGUUUGCACAGAUUGGACCUCUCAGUUGUUUUAUAUCGCAUCAUUCAAUUCCUGCUGAUAUGGAGUUCUGUCCGAAUGUAAAUCCCCCGUGUUAUAAGAGUAAACAGGAAGACAAUGUUAUACAGGAAGAGGAUGUUAUUAGAUUGAAAAUAGUGGGCACACGAGUUGACGCCAGUGGCAUUUUUGCUAUUGGAACAUUGAUGGAUGACUAUCUGGGACUGGUUACACAGUAAUUAAAUAGAAAACUUACCUGUAUAAAUGUAUUUUA